UCUACCACCACUAUUUCGUUCUUCUUCUUUUGGCAGCCGAGCAGUUCGGACGUAAAGUGUUUCUGACUCGGACUUUAAUCUAAUUUUCAAAUCACAGUUACAAUUACAUAGUGUUUAAUUAUUUAUUGUUUAAAUAUUAAACUAUUUUAACAAAAUGGCCAAUGAGGAAAAUAAGGAUUUCGCCGACGAUAUUGCGGAUCAGGGUUUCCCAGUCCAGCAAAAUGGAGAGGGCGGCGGCGGUGAUGCCACUGAAAAUGGUGGUAGUUCAGAAUCACAGGAAGACAGAAAAUUAUUCGUUGGCGCACUUAGUUGGGAAACCACAGACAAGGAACUCCGCGAAUACUUCAGUAAAUUUGGAGACAUUGAAAGUAUUAAUGUGAAGACUGACCCCAAUACCGGCAGAUCACGAGGUUUUGCCUUCAUUGUCUUCGCGAAAGCAGAAUCUCUCGAUAAGAUCAUGUCAGCUGGCGAUCAUGUCAUUAAUGGAAAGAAAGUUGAUCCCAAAAAGGCAAAAGCCCGACACGGAAAAAUUUUCGUUGGUGGUCUUUCUACAGAACUCUCUGACGAUGACAUCAAAACAUUUUUCGGUCAAUUUGGAAACAUUGUUGAGGUUGAAAUGCCAUUCGACAAGACAAAGAAUCAAAGGAAAGGGUUCUGCUUUAUCACAUUCGACUCUGAGCAAGUCAUCAAUCAAUUGUUGAAGACACCUAAACAAACCAUCAACGGCAAGGAAGUUGAUGUGAAGAAAGCGACACCCAAACCUGAUGGCAUUGGAAUGAUGCGCGGAGGAAUGGUACGAGGUGGACGUGGUGGACCACGAGGUGCCCGAGGUGGACGCGGUGGAUUCCAAGGUGGUUGGCAAGGAGGUUAUGGAACUGGUUUUGGAAGUGGUGGAUACGGAGCUGGUGGCGGCUACAGUACCGGAUACGAUGGCUACUCUGCUGGUGGCUACGAUUACUACGGCGGUGGGUACGGUGGCUAUGGAGGCUAUGACUACACUGGUUACGAUGGUUAUGGCUAUAGCAGUGGUAAUUACGAUGGUGGCUACACGAGCGGGCGUGGUGGUGCACGCGGUAAAGGAGGCUCAGGCUUCGGCGGAAAGCAGAGGGGUGGUGGCAGAGGGAACGCAAGGCACCAACCCUAUUAAAGGAAAUCCCUUAUUACAAGACCGCAAUGCAUUUCGCAUUGUAACCGGUUCCAUGCCCUUCAAUAAACCUCAUAAAUCGUCAAAUCAUCAUUCCAUGAAAAACCAUCGCUCUCAAUCAAAUGUACAACAAGGUAGACCGUCACAGAGCAACUAUCAAGACAUGCAAGAAUUCCAGGAGUAACUUUUUACUUCAUAUUGGCCUAAGAUCGAUUAGCUAGACGGAUCUGUGUAAAUUCAUAUAUUUUUUUUUGUCCCUUUCUUAACUUUUUUUUCUUUUGUACAGAUUGUAAAUGUAAACUUUGCACUGUCAAGUGAAUUUUUUUUGUUUGAAACUCGCUUUCAAAAAUAUUAAUGAAACUUUUAUAUGUUUUUUUGGUUUAAAAUUUAACUUUUCUUUUCAUUCGAGAUUCGUUUAAAUGUCAUCUCAGCUCUCCUGGUUUUGUACAGACAACAAUGGCAAUUUGAAACAAGUCAGCUGGCUGGCGUCUACACGUAUAGCAUUGAUCCUAUUUUAACGAUAAGAUAAUUUUAAUUUUGUCUAUACAUCUAACUUAAGAAACUACGAUACGAUAGCGAAGUAAGUAAGGCAAUGUACUUUUACAUGAAAAUUAAGUCAAUGCAAAGUCACAGUUGCCCACAUGUUAAUAAGAACUACGCGAUCUUAUCUAGCUCGAAAAAGAGAUUAUUGCUUUCAUAUGAAUAAGAAUAGGAUUAAACUCCUUUAGUGUAUAUAAAUAACCCUUACGAUUUCUCGAAAUAAUAUUGGCCUUUAAUAAUUAAAAGAAAAAAUUAAAAAAAAAAGAAAAACUCGGUGUUUAGUAUUUUGUUAUUGUUUCCGUCGAAAUUUAACAGAAGUGAGUUAAGGCCUUCAACACUGUUUUAAUUUGAAAAUGUCGAUACUUUAAUUCUGAUUUGAAAAAAGUUGUUUCAACUUGUCUUCCAGUUAGAAAUUUUAUUAAUGAAAAUUUGAAGAAAAAUUGUUAAAACAUUUUCGGGUCUUAACGGUUCUUUUUCUUUUUUUUUUUUUUGUUAGAUUGACACUGAUUAAUUGUAACGCCUUUUUCGUAUUAUGCGCAAACUCGGAAAGACUGUUUUUUAUUUUAUGGCUAAACAUGAAAUUUAGACAGUGGAAUGUCUAACUUGAUUCGAGCCUUAGGAAUUUGUAAAUUGUAAAAUGCAUCGGGUGAAAAUGUCACUGGCAACUAUUUAAAUACAUAAAGUGAUGCAUUGUAAA
Leptopilina boulardi is the source of this 2381-nucleotide messenger RNA. RefSeq names its product RNA-binding protein squid-like. Gene Ontology annotation, molecular function: RNA binding. The coding region runs from base 155 to 1147 and encodes 330 amino acids. The transcript has 8 exons. The record is from RefSeq and is a predicted model, not a curated record. Gene Ontology annotation, biological process: regulation of gene expression. Lineage: Eukaryota; Metazoa; Arthropoda; Insecta; Hymenoptera; Figitidae. Gene Ontology annotation, cellular component: nucleoplasm.